AGAAGAAGGGGGAAACGAGGGGACGUUCGCGUCGCUGAGCUAAAAGUCAAGCUGUUGAUUUUAAUGACUGCGCUUCUAUUAACACACGAUUCUGUCGUGUUUUAGACAAACGCUCUCGCCGUUUGUCUAAAAAUCUCAAGUGGAGGUUUUACGCGUUAGCUUAGCGUGUUAAGAUAAGCGCAGAGCGGGUAUGAGUGCGUGAACAUGUUCAGAGAUUUGGAGAAAAAAAAGCUGACCAAUGGUGGGAACCGAAACGUUCAAGAGUUAUUGGUAGUUUGAGAGAACGACAGCGCCGUGCGAAAGAGAAAACGUCUGCGCGCUUUUACCCCAAGCCUCGUCUUCAACUACACCAAGUAGACAUGAAACAAGAAAACGUUCCCUUUGAGCAGCAGUGCAACUCCACCGUGAAGCAGGAAGUGCCAGCACAGCCACCCCACAUUAAAGAGGAAGAGGCUGACGUCAUUGCAUUCACCUGGACCGGUGUCCACACAAAGAGUGAGGAGGACAAAGGUCAUUCCUCGCAACCUCAUCGCAGUCAAAGCGAGGAGAGCAGAGGCAGCAGCUCAAGACAAGCUGAUGGAGAAUUGCCGAAGACCAAGACGAAGAAGUCUAAAGGUGAACGCCGCACUGACAAAAGCCACUUGAGCUGCUCUCAAUGUGGCCGAACGUUUGCCUACAAAAGUGCUUUGAAAACGCACAUGAGAACGCAUAGUGGAGAGAAACCUUUUGCUUGCUCCGUUUGUGGCAAAAGCUUCACCUUCAAGCAGAACCUCAGCCGACACGUGGCAAUUCACACGGGAGAGAAACCGUUUUCUUGUUCCGCUUGCGAGAAGCGAUUCUUGAGUAAGUUUGAACUGAGAAGACACAUGAGCACACACAGCGCCAAGAAUGCUUUUUCCUGUUCAUUUUGUGCGCAAAGGUUUUUUCACAUGUCGAAACUCAGAAUACAUCUGAAAACACACACCGGGGAGACAACUUUGGAUUCCAGCGACUCGAGUCAACACAUGACAACAGAAGCCGACGGAGAUCUGUGUGAAGAGCCAUGCUCAAGACCAGACGACACAACGUCAAGCUCUUUGGACUUCGAUCAAUGUGGCGACAGCAAAGAAUCUUCGGCGGCUGUAAAAAAGCCGAAAGGGGAUGUGACGCACGACGAUGAUGACCAUCACUUUUACUGCCCAGUAUGUGGUAAAAAAUAUGCCUAUCAGAGUCAUUUAAAAGCGCACAUGAUAAAGCACAGCGGGGAGAAACCUUUCGCUUGCUCAAUUUGCGACAAAAGAUUCACCGCUAAGCGCAGUAUGACGAGACACACGGCGAUGCACACGGCUGAAAAACACUACUCCUGUCCAGUCUGCGGCACGGCGUUCCCCAACGAGUGUGAAAUGAAAAAACACAGGGGCACGCAUGCCGUCGAGAAACAUUUUCUGUGUUCCGUGUGCGCUAAAAGUUUCUCUCACAAGUCCUACCUCAGGCAACACAUGAAAAGACACACCGGCGAGAAACCGUUCAAGUGUCCAGUUUGCGGCCGAGGUUUCUCACACAGGUCGUAUCUGAAAAUUCACAUGGUGACGCACACCCGGGAGAAGGCUUUUACUUGUUCAGUUUGUUCAAAAUGUUUCUCUCACAGGUCUUACCUUGGUGUUCACAUGAGAAUGCACACUGGGGAGAAACCAUUCUCAUGCUCGAUGUGCGCGAAAAGUUUCUCCCAGAGCUCGUGUCUCAGACAACACAUGGUAACUCACACUGGGGAGAGACCUUUUCAUUGCUCACUCUGUGCCAAAAGUUAUUCUCACAGGUCACACCUCAAACAACACAUGACAACGCACAGUGGGAAGAAACAGUUUACGUGCCCGGUAUGUGAUAAAAGUUUGUCGAGUCGCGCUUAUCUGAGGAAACACUUGAAAAAACACAAUUUAAAGGAGCCUCCGGCCUCGAGUGGAUUGACGGCAAGCAGACGAGAGCGUGACUCGUUAUAG
Hippocampus zosterae (dwarf seahorse) is the source of this 1976-nucleotide messenger RNA. Its product is annotated as oocyte zinc finger protein XlCOF6-like. Bases 360 to 1976 code for a protein of 538 amino acids. Lineage: Eukaryota; Metazoa; Chordata; Actinopteri; Syngnathiformes; Syngnathidae. Gene Ontology annotation, biological process: negative regulation of transcription by RNA polymerase II; regulation of cytokine production; regulation of immune system process. The transcript is spliced from 2 exons. The record is from RefSeq and is a predicted model, not a curated record.